AGUUCCCGGGCGUCUAGCUCCCUUCCCCCCACCGGCGUUCCCCAGCCCCCUCCCCCGCGUCUGCCCUCCCCGUCCCCGGGUUCCCCCUUCUGCGUCUCCCCACGUCCCCCAACCCUCCCAGGGCGCGUGUUCUCUGGAGCGCGGCCCCGUGCCCUACAGCGCUCCGGGGGUGUGUCGCUGGGGGGCGUCCUGGUUUGCCCUCCGGCUCCCCGGGGCCCCCGCGGCCUCUCCCGGUGCCCGUCGCUGGCGCCCCUGGUCGUGCUGGAGAGACGCGCGGCCCGCGCCGGGCGUGCCGAGCGGGAGACGUUUGCGGGGAGUAGCGCGGCGAGUGCAGGCGGGUCCGCGUUCGGAACAGAUGAUCUCGGACCUUUUCCGAAGGCGACAGUCUGGGUGCACCCGCGGGCGCAGCCGGUGGAAGCUGCCCCUGUCGGUCUUGGGUUGCGAGUUCGGGGCCCGUCUUGGGUGUAGGGAGGACGGAACACUCACUCUCCAGGGCAGAACCGUAGGGACAGUUGUUGCCCUUCCGACUGAGAAUUGGCUCAGAACCCCGGGACUCCAGGCCCCUGGAGAAGGGGGUGUGGCUUUGGUUCUGUUUUCUGCCGGUCUCAAUCACUGGUGCGGUUGCACCGGCCCCUGCAGUUACUCUAAUCCAAGACAGCUUUCAGCAACAGCCGGCAGGAAACGGAGAGAAGAGUAGCGGGUUAUUACCUACAGAACCUGGAAAGUUGACAGCAUACCUGGGGUCCCACAGUGAGAAUUCAGAACUUGAGACUGGCAUGUUAUUAGAACCCUAACUGGUGUGCUCUGACCUUUAAUGUAAAUAGCCCUUCAGAAACGUUUGUAUUUGCAGCGUGGCCCAAGUGCGAUCUGGAAGAUGGGAGGUGCGGUGAGCGCCGGCGAGGACAACGAUGAGCUGGUGGACAACCUGAAAGAGGCACAGUACAUCCGGACCGCGCCGGUCGAGCAGGCUUUCCGGGCUAUCGAUCGCGCAGACUAUUAUCUUGAAGAAUUUAAAGAAAACGCUUAUAAAGACUUGGCAUGGAAGCACGGCAACAUCCACCUCUCGGCUCCGUGCAUCUAUUCGGAAGUGAUGGAGGCCCUGGACCUGCAGCCGGGGCUCUCCUUCCUGAACCUGGGCAGUGGCACGGGCUACCUCAGCUCCAUGGUGGGGCUCAUUCUCGGUCCUUUUGGUGUGAACCACGGGGUUGAACUCCAUUCGGAUGUAAUAGAAUAUGCAAAGCAGAAGCUGGACUUCUUCAUUAGAACCAGCGACAGCUUUGACAAAUUUGACUUCUGUGAACCUUCCUUUGUUACUGGCAAUUGCCUGGAGAUUUCUCCAGAUUGUUCUCAGUACGAUCGUGUGUACUGUGGGGCUGGUGUGCAGAAAGAGCAUGAAGAGUACAUGAAGAGUCUUCUCAAAGUAGGGGGCAUCCUUGUCAUGCCACUGGAAGAGAAGUUGACUAAGAUAACGCGAACUGGCCCUUCUGCUUGGGAGACCAAAAAGAUUCUGGCAGUUUCUUUUGCUCCUCUGGUUCAGCCCUGUCAUUCGGAGUCUGGAAAAUCAAGACUUGUCCAGUUACCGCCGCUGGCCGUGCGGAGCCUCCAGGACCUGGCUCGAAUCGCCAUCCGCGGCGCCAUUAAAAAGGUCAUCCGUCAGGAGACCGCGAGCGGCAGCGGCCUCGGACUGAAGGGCACUCCCCGGGCCAAGCGACGCAGAGUGCGGCGCCGUCGCAUGGAGACGAUCGUCUUUUUGGACAAGGAGGUGUUUGCCAGUCGGAUCUCCAGCCCCUCCGACGACAACAGCUGUGAGGACUUGGAAGAGGAGCCGCGUCGGGAGGAGGACAGAGCCCCGGAGGCGAAGCCGGCCCCGCCGGUGAACUUCCUGCGCGAGAAGGUCCUGAGCCUCCCUCUGCCAGACCCCCUGAAGUACUACCUGCUCUAUUACCGGGAGAAGUAAGUCUGUGCGCACCGGACGAGGUGCAGCCCGAGGCCGCCCUCCCACCCCACCCGGGCCCUCGCGGGGUCGCCGGCACAGCCGUGGGGAAGGCGAGUGCGGUCCUCUCCACCUUUCUGUGUUCAGUCUGUUCUUGGGUUUCCUCUAGAAUUCCAUUCGUCGCUAUCAUUUCCGUAAACGUGGUCUUUUGACAAGCAAAGUGCAUAGGGGGAUGUUUUCUCCAAAGGGAGAGAAUCUCCUGGAGACGGGUGUUUGCUUUCUGCUCCGGUGAGACUCUGACAUCUGCGCGCACAGACCCACCCGAGACGCACGUCGGCAUUGCCCGGGAAGCAGGGAAGUUGAAAUUAACCCGCGUUGCUCCUAAAGGUGUGAAAGAAAGCACAAGUUUGUAAGUGUGUAACCUCUUUCCCAGAUGUGAGGCACCUGUGUCCAACUUAGAACUUUAUGGUACCAGCCUCUUGAGCACUGGCGCUGAUCUCCACUGACCCUUUUAGUUUCCUGGAGGGGGACCAUUAUUGAAAAACUCUCCCUUAUUUUAAGUAAAUGUGAUUAAAUCUUAUGUGAGUUGUCGAUUGUAAUUUUAAAGGAGGGAAAUUGUCAUGGGGGAGGAAGAAUAAAAGUAUCAAACUGCUAGAUGUCUGUCUGGAAUCCCAAAGUGAUUUGGAAUGUUUUCCUGACACCUUUUCUUACCUUCAGAAGAAUGAGUGUCAGAUAAUCCCUUAGGGAAUACUCAAGAAUGAAGCAAGUAUUGUGUAUAAUGAGCUCCAUUACUUUUACCCCAAGGGUAGGGAUGACCGUUGACCCAACCUUGAGUACGCUAGUGGGUGUCUAAGGCAUGGAUGUGCUCAGUCCUCAAAACGGGGGGACGUGUUUAAGCUGCAGGAAGUACAGUGGGGACAGUGUUACCGACAGCCUCUGCUUUUUUUUUUUUUUUUUUUUUUAACAUUAGUUGGCUAUUUUUCUGUAAUCAUAUAGGUUUUGUCUUUUAUAACUCUGGGGGAAAAGACGUGUUUUCUAAUUUUUCUUAAUAACAAAUACGUGUAUUUUAGUAGCUCCAUUGCAUUAAAGGAAUGGUCUGAGCACCAGUGACUUGUGAAGUCUACCUUCUCUGGGCCCUUUGGGUUGAGCGCUUUCUGUCGUUACCAGGCUCUGCGUCUAGAAGAGAAGCCAUCCUGUCAGAUGGUAGAAGGCUUUCAAGUUAUUGGUCAUUCCAAAGCAUCGGUUCUUUUCAAACUUAUUUUUGUUCUGAAAGAAAAGAAUGGCCUAAAAUGUUAGCAAGAAACCCGAACUCAAGAGUGCUGAUGUUGGAUGUGUCGUCUGGAGUUAAUGACUAGUUUUAUCCCUGAGCUUCUUGGGUGUCAGAAACCUCUUUGUGGUUUCACCAGCUGAACUGAGUUCUGGUAGUUUGUUUCUUUAUUUAAUUUCUUCUUCUUCUUCUUCUUUUUUUUUAAACUUUUCUAGGUAACUGUAUCAUUUUUUUCACAGGAUACUGUGUGCAUGCGUAGCUGGGGAUACAUGUCUGUUGCCCUAGAUUUGAAAAUGUAACCCUUUGUAAAGACAGUUACUUCAUAGUCGUUUUUAACCUGGCAUUUAACUGAAGGUCAAGCAUCCUCGUCUCAGAGGUGCGUGGUUUACGUUCACUUGCGGUCACUUCCUAGCGUGCACAUCUCUGCUGACAUCAUUCUAAUUGAUACGUAGCAGUCUCUGCAAGCAUGGACAUUUGAAGCAUAAUGUCAAAUACACAGUAUUUGUGAAAUCUGUUACACUAGGUGGCUUGACUAAGGUUUUUAAUUGUAUGUGAUUUUAUUUCUUUUUAAACCACGUUUUCCUUUAUGCUAGACUAUAAAAACUUCAUAAUGCCUAAGACAUGUUUUUCCCUACAUAUGUCAAACCUUUCUUAACAUUUGUGUUUGUGUUUACAUGUUGUCAGUUUGUGAUGUUUAAACCAGAAUUUGGUUAAAAGUAUAUGUAGAUAUAAUAUAUGUGAGAUAGUUUGGUGUUUAUCUUACACACCUAGAGAAGAAUUGUAAAUGGGUUUUCCUGGGCUAAAGUGUUCCUCACCAGAGCCCACGACGACGCACUCCUACUGUCUGCUUCCCGACAGAUGGAUUGUGCGUUACCUGUAGCCUCUGUACUGUAACCCGCAUUCUAGACAACUUGACUUGUGUGUUUUGAGGAAUGUGUAUUUCUGUAUGUGAUUUUCGUCUUGAAAGUAGGAAAGCCAUAGACAUGUGCACAGGAAAUCGCAAAUGUACUAAUACCGAGUACGUAAUGUAGACACCAACUGUGUGUGUAACGGCGCUUCCGCAAGUCUGGACCUUUCAGGGAAUCGAUGCCAGAAACUUCUAACAGCAAUUUUAGUGAGUGGAUGUACAUUGGGUGAACACAGAGGAUGUCAGUAAAUAUAGUUACGGCACUUGGGCCUCUUGGCAUGGCUUGUGUUUCCUAUGUGGGAUUGAAAUUCUUGAGUACAUAUUUUCCAAAAAUCUUCAAAAAUAAACUUUUUCUUUAUUACAA
Messenger RNA from Lutra lutra (Eurasian river otter), 4471 nucleotides. It is a transcript of the gene PCMTD2, whose product is annotated as protein-L-isoaspartate (D-aspartate) O-methyltransferase domain containing 2. Gene Ontology annotation, biological process: protein modification process. The coding region runs from base 875 to 1957 and encodes 360 amino acids. Gene Ontology annotation, cellular component: cytoplasm. The record is from RefSeq and is a predicted model, not a curated record. Lineage: Eukaryota; Metazoa; Chordata; Mammalia; Carnivora; Mustelidae. The transcript has 7 exons. Gene Ontology annotation, molecular function: protein-L-isoaspartate (D-aspartate) O-methyltransferase activity.